AUGCAAACUGGUUGUGUUGUAUGGAGCAUAACUUUAUUAACUUGUUUAAAUUUCCGCGACAGUCGGAAAGAAUGGAUUCGAAUCGACAAAAUGACAACACUCAAAGAAAAAUUACUGAGCGUAGUAAAGGAGCCCUCAGGAAAUGGCAAAAACAAAAUAACCGUGGUCGGUGUUGGCCAAGUAGGAAUGGCCUGUGCAUUCAGUAUUCUCACAAAAUAUGUUUCAAGCGACGUCGUCUUGAUUGACGUGAUGGCCGACAAGUUGAAAGGCGAGAUGAUGGAUUUGCAGCACGGAAGCGCUUUUCUUAAAAACUCCCGUGUGAACGCGAGCACCGAUUACGCCGCAAGCGCGGGAUCCAGUAUCUGUAUCGUCACCGCGGGUGCAAGACAACGCGAAGGGGAAACCCGUUUGGACUUGGUUCAACGCAACACCGACAUCUUCAAAGGGAUCAUUCCUCAGCUGGUCAAGCACUCUCCCAACUGCAUUCUGCUGAUCGUCUCAAACCCCGUUGACAUCUUGACCUACGUUGCCUGGAAACUUUCCGGGUUCCCCAAGAAUCGCGUCAUUGGUUCCGGCACCAACUUGGACUCUGGAAGAUUCAGAUUUUUGCUGUCCCAAAAAUUGGGCGCUGCUCCCACUUCUUGCCACGGAUGGAUCAUUGGAGAACACGGUGAUACCAGUGUUUGGUCAGGAGUUAACGUUGCUGGAGUCCGUCUUCGUGAUCUUGACCCGAGAGUUGGUACUAAAGAUGACCCAGAAAACUACGGAGACAUCCACAAUCAAGUGGUCUCAAGCGCUUACGAAGUGAUCAAACUAAAGGGAUACACUUCGUGGGCAAUCGGUCUCAGUGUCGCUAAUCUUGCGUCGGCAAUGUUGAGAAACUCUGGUCAAGUUCACGCCGUAUCGACCAUGGUUAAGGGAUUCCAUGACAUUGAAGAAGAAAUAUUUUUGUCCGUGCCCUGUAUUUUAAGCUUGGAUGGAGUAACUUCAGUUGUCCAACAAAAAUUAACCGAAGACGAAAAAGGACUUCUACCAAAUUCUUUGCGAGAAGGACUUUUGUGCAGAGUAAAAACUCCUUCAAUAGAUAGCAUCGACAAAGUUACAAUAGUCGGCGCUGGAAUGGUCGGAGUAGCGUGUGCCAAUGCGAUAUUGUUUCAAGAAUCAAAUUUUCAGAAAAUUAGCAGCCAUGUUGCGAUAGUCGACGCUUUUCCCAAAAAACUAGAAGGCGAGGGCAUGGACUACUGUCAUUCUUCAGUUUUUCUCGACGAUCCGUAUAUCGAGUACGAUACAGACUUUUGCGUGUCAAGCAAUUCGAAAGUAGUUAUAAUUACCGCGGGUGCUCGGCAAAUCAAAGGAGAAACGCGACUGGAGUUGGUGCAAAAAAACGUUAACAUUAUCAAAAAUAUCGUGCCUCCUUUGGUGCAAUACAGUCCUAACGCUGUUUUUCUUGUAGUAACAAAUCCUGUUGAUAUUUUGUCUUGGGUAACAUGGAAAGUAAGCGGUCUUCCGUACAACAGAAUAAUUGGCAGCGGCUGCCACCUGGACUCCGCGAGAUUACGGAGUCUAAUCAGCGAACGACUCGGAGUGGCGUCUAAAUCAAUAAAUGCGUUUAUUAUUGGCGAGCAUGGAGAUAGCCAGGUUCCUUUGUGGUCGGGAGUUAACGUUGCUGGAGUGUUAUUCCGUGAUAUUAUGCCAACCAUAGGUUUGGAAAUGGACCAGGAGGGGUGGAGUGAGCUGAUGACUGAUAACGUCAAGGCGCAAGUGGAAAAAUUGGCGACAUUUUCUUUGAUAGCAUUGACAUUGAUUGAAAAUCUUUUUGAGCAGGGUCAUCACGGCAUUCAUCAUGAAAUGUUUUUGUCCCUGCCCUGUACCUUGGGCGAGAAUGGCGUGAGUCAAGUUAUACGAAUGCGUAUCACCGAACACGAGAAAAAACUCUUCCAGAAAUCGGCGGAAAUUGUCUACAAUAUCCAAAAGGGCCUCAAGAUAUCCUGA
Cotesia congregata is the source of this 1992-nucleotide messenger RNA. Lineage: Eukaryota; Metazoa; Arthropoda; Insecta; Hymenoptera; Braconidae. The record is from the annotation of a GenBank genome assembly.